Menidia menidia (Atlantic silverside) is the source of this 1583-nucleotide messenger RNA. The record is from the annotation of a GenBank genome assembly. Lineage: Eukaryota; Metazoa; Chordata; Actinopteri; Atheriniformes; Atherinopsidae.
UCUUUCUCCCUCAGACUCCACUGGACAGAUGAGUGCUACCCAUAGCCACCCUCCAAUGAGCAGCAUGGUGGGCCACCCAUCAGUCAUUAGCGCCUCCAGGCACUUGCCGCCCCCCAUGUCCGGCUUGGGCUCGCCCAUGAAUGGCCUCGCAUCACCCUAUCCUGUCAUCACAUCAUCUCUGGGCUCGCCCUCUGUAUCGCUGCAGUCUACUCCUAACAUGAACUUUGGAACUCUCAGCAGCCCACAGAUGAACUCUAUGAACGGUGUUAGCAGCUCAGAGGACAUCAAACCUCCACCUGGCCUACAGAAUCUAGGAAACAUCAAUUACCAAUGCACAAGCCCCGGAGGAAUGUCAAAGCAUAUUUGCGCCAUUUGUGGGGACCGUUCCUCAGGAAAGCAUUAUGGAGUGUACAGUUGCGAAGGCUGCAAAGGCUUCUUCAAGAGGACCGUCCGCAAAGACCUCACCUACACAUGUCGAGACAACAAGGAGUGCCUGAUAGACAAGCGCCAGCGAAACCGCUGCCAGUACUGUCGCUACCAGAAGUGCCUGGCUAUGGGCAUGAAGAGAGAAGCUGUGCAGGAGGAGAGGCAACGUGGUAAGGAGCGCGGAGAGAGCGAAGUGGAAUCUACCAGCAGUUUCAAUGAAGACAUGCCUGUGGACAAGAUUCUGGAUGCUGAGUUGGCUGUGGAGCCCAAAACAGACACAUACAGUGACUGUGGCGCCGGAAACUCUACCAAUGACCCUGUCACCAAUAUCUGCCAAGCCGCAGAUAAGCAACUCUUCACUUUGGUCGAGUGGGCAAAAAGAAUCCCGCACUUCUCUGAACUCCCUCUGGAUGAUCAGGUCAUCCUGCUACGAGCAGGCUGGAAUGAACUGCUCAUUGCCUCUUUCUCCCAUCGAUCAGUCACAGUUAAAGAUGGGAUACUGUUGGCAACAGGUCUUCACGUGCACAGAAGCAGCGCCCACAGUGCAGGGGUGGGAUCCAUUUUCGACAGAGUACUAACAGAACUAGUUUCCAAAAUGAAAGAUAUGCAGAUGGACAAGACAGAGCUUGGCUGCCUGCGAGCUAUCGUCCUCUUUAACCCAGACGCGAAAGGGUUAUCAAACCCUUCGGAGGUGGAGGGACUAAGGGAAAGGGUCUAUGCGUCACUGGAGGCAUAUACAAAACAAAAGUACCCAGAUCAGCCUGGCAGGUUUGCCAAACUGCUGCUUCGCCUGCCUGCCCUUCGCUCUAUUGGCCUCAAGUGUCUGGAGCAUCUGUUCUUCUUCAAGCUAAUAGGGGACACGCCUAUCGACACCUUCCUAAUGGAGAUGCUGGAAGCUCCACAUCAGAUCACAUGACACCAGUCCUCCCCACCCCCUGUAUAUACUCCCAUGUUGUUAGCGAUAUGUAGAUGGAAUUAAAAGAUUUGAUUGAAAUUGUAAAGCAAGAUAUUUUGUACCAAGCAAACAAAUAUAAAUGGAAUAAAGUAUUUUCUCGUUUUGGGGCGAGCACCCAGUCAAAACGCACUCUAAUUGUGGUAAUCACGGAUUUUUGUAAAUAGAUCAUUUCAGAUGUUUGUUUUAAAAGCAACCCAAUAUC